Messenger RNA from Coccinella septempunctata (seven-spotted ladybird), 2593 nucleotides. RefSeq lists its product as uncharacterized. The record is from RefSeq and is a predicted model, not a curated record. NCBI's taxonomy places the organism in Eukaryota, Metazoa, Arthropoda, Insecta, Coleoptera, Coccinellidae. The coding region runs from base 54 to 2549 and encodes 831 amino acids. Gene Ontology annotation, molecular function: serine-type endopeptidase activity. The transcript is spliced from 15 exons. Gene Ontology annotation, biological process: proteolysis.
AAUAAGAAAUUAUAUUUCAAUAAGAAGUGAAUUACUUCUGCCAGCGUCGCAAGAUGUGGACGUUCUAUCUGAUGAUAGUGUGGCUACCGCUCUUCCUAUUGUGUGAAUUCAUUUUCUCUGAGGGUGCCGGGUUUUAUGAAGGAGAUCAGUGUACAAGUGCAAUUGACGGUAGAAAAGGAAAAUGCUCGUCUGUCUACGAUUGCUCAUGGGCCAUUAGUAUGAUUCGUGCUGGACAGAAAGUGCACACAUGCAGCUUCAAUGGGAAGAUUCCGAUUGUCUGUUGUCCACUAGAUGGAAUGAAGGACCGAUACCAGACAUCGGAAGAAAUAAAGAGGAAGGAUUCAAGACUAUCUGGACAAAUGAGCAUAAGAAAAUGCGAAGAAUAUUAUCCCACACUUCGACGUCCGACAUUUGUUGUAGCUGCAGUAGGAGGCGAAGUGGCGUUGUCAGAAGAAUUUCCUCAUAUGGCCCUCCUCGGAUAUGGUACUGAGACAGAAAAAGAGUGGAAAUGUGGAGGUUCUUUGAUAAGUCUUCAGCACAUUCUCACAGCUGCUCAUUGCCUUCAUUCGCGUGACUUAGGAGAUGUGAAAUUUGUACGCCUAGGUGAAUUAGACAUAGCGAGUAAUAAAGAUAUAGCAGAACCUCAGGACUACUAUGUGAAGAGAGCCUUUCCACAUCCAGACUUUGAUUCGACAACGAUGAAGCACGAUAUAGCAAUUUUACAAUUGCACGAUAGCAUACGGGUCACAAGCUUCGUCAAACCAGCAUGUCUAUUUGUUGAGAGAGAUAUAGACGAAUAUUCUGAAAUCACAGCGACGGGAUGGGGUAUCACAGAAUUUGCAGGUGAACCUAGCAGUAAACUGAUAAAAGUCCGAUUGAAAAUAAUAGGAAACGAAAAAUGCAGACAGCAGUACGUGAAAAGUGGAGACUGGAGUGAAAUUGACGAUGAAAAUCAGGUUUGUGCCGGUUCUGCCGAUGAAGGAAAAAUUAUGGAUACAUGCCAGGGGGACUCGGGGGGUCCUUUACAAGUAACAAACUAUACCAAUUCCAAGCACUAUAUGAUCAUGGGAGUGACUUCAUUCGGAAAAGCUUGUGGGAUAGUAAACAGCGCAGGAGUUUACACCAGAGUUUCUUCUUAUUUAUCUUGGAUAGAAUCAAUUGUAUAUGAAGAUACACUUAAGAAGUUACACGCUACACACCUCUCAGAAGCAAUUUUGAAACAAUGCAUCAAAUAUUUCCACGUUUUAUUGGAGAAGAAACUUGUUCACCUUCAUUAUGUCUCCUCUUUAUCUACUGAUUCCUUUUCGAAAUCGAGUACUACUAUCAAGUGGCUUGAAGAUUCGCCCAUUCUUAAACGUUGUGAGAUAUUUAUAUACCUACAGUUCGGAACAAUAACAAUGCUUCUAUUUUUAGUAGCAUUAUGGUUUCCCUUAUUGGUGUUUUGCAAAGUUUUGUUCUCGAAUAAUGUACCCAACUUUUAUGAAGGUGAUCAAUGUACACUUGGGAACAGAAAAACGCAGGGUAUAUGUUUCUCAGUUAAAAACUGUUCCUGGGCUCUAGAAAGAAUAAAGCAAAGGCAACAUGUGGACCUUUGUGGGUUUAUUGGAAAAGAACCAAUAGUUUGUUGUCCCUCGAGUGAAAAAUUUGACUCUGGUCCUCUCCGACCAUCUAAUUCUUCUCUGUUGAACACAUCUAAUAAUUCUGCACUGCAAAAAGAUACUGCAUCAUCUAUAGCUUGGAGUAAAGAAAAAUGUGAACAGUAUUAUCCUCCCAGAGAAGGAGUAAACAUAGUGGGAGUGGGAGGAGAACGAUCAUUAGCACAAGAAUUUCCACACAUGGCAAUUCUUGGAUUCGGAGAUGAAGAUGAUAUAUCUUGGAAAUGUGGAGGAUCUCUCAUAAGCCAUCAGCAUGUCUUAACAGCAGCUCACUGUCUGAGCUCAAGAGAUUUAGGAACAGUAAAAUACGUACGUGUGGGCGAUUUGGACAUUCUCAACGACACAGAUUUCGCGGAACCGCAAGAUUUCAAGGUCAAAUUGGCCAUACAACAUCCCGAAUUCGACCCAUCAACUUUGAAACACGAUAUUGCAAUUUUGGUCUUGGACAAACCUGUAAGGGUGACAGAUUACGUGAAGCCUGCUUGCCUUUUCACUGGAGGAGCUGUGGAUGAAUAUGGAGAUGUCACAGCUACUGGUUGGGGAAUAACAGAGUUCGCAGGUCAACCUAGCAGCCAUUUGAUAAAACUCAAAUUGAAAAUAGUGGAUAACGCAGAUUGUAGAAAACAAUACAAGAAUGUUGGAAUUAAGGGAAUCAUAGACGCAGACUUACAAGUUUGUGCCGGCUCAGCAGAUCCAGGGAAGAUAGUGGAUACAUGUGAGGGUGACUCAGGUGGGCCUCUACAGUUGACGGAAUAUGUCCGUAGGAAGCAUUACUUGGUUAUUGGUGUGACGUCGUUCGGAAAAGCUUGUGGAAUCACUAAAAGUGCUGGUGUAUAUACCAGUGUUGCUUCACACAUUCCUUGGAUUGAAAAUAUUGUAACCAAUAAUUUAUAAAUGGAUUAUUAUAAGACUGGAAGAGAAUAAAAGGUUGUGUUUUU